Messenger RNA from Ruditapes philippinarum (Manila clam), 3140 nucleotides. RefSeq lists its product as uncharacterized. Gene Ontology annotation, molecular function: G protein-coupled receptor activity. The transcript has a single exon. The coding region runs from base 391 to 2253 and encodes 620 amino acids. Gene Ontology annotation, cellular component: membrane. NCBI's taxonomy places the organism in Eukaryota, Metazoa, Mollusca, Bivalvia, Venerida, Veneridae. The record is from RefSeq and is a predicted model, not a curated record. Gene Ontology annotation, biological process: G protein-coupled receptor signaling pathway.
UUGUAUGCAAGAGAUUUAUAAUAUACAUAACUAAAAUUAUUAAGAUUAAUUACAGUUUUAAAUGAAUAAACUGGCGGAUAAUCUGAACACUUUUAUUAAUUUGAUGCUGUAGUGUGCAUAUAAUGUGAGAUGUAAAGAAUACUGAUCAAAACUUUUUCACUGCCAUAUACAACAGCAAUUAAUGAUCGACGGUAUAAUGUGUAUUGACAACGUUAGUUAAAAUGUGAAUUGACAGUUUUACUUAAUAAAUAGGAUAUUAGGACAAACAACAUACAUAUUAAAUUAAAUAGAGAACUUUGAUAAAAUAUUAAGCUUGAUCAGGUUCCUAAAUAUACCCAUUACAGGGAUCUUACCUUUAUAAACAACGCGAUUUAAUGAUUUUAUUCAGCUAUGAAUGAAACAGAGAAAGAUCUUGAAGACUUUAUACAGUACAAUAUAGGGAACUUUCUUUGGAUUUAUGUUUCACCCAUUCUUAUAAUAUUGGGCACAUUUGGUAAUAUUAUGUCCAUAUGUGUCCUCCUGCGUCCAAAAUUUCGCUUUUCCACAGCAAUGUUUUACCUGACCUGUUUAAGUUUUGGUGAUUUAUUUACAUUGUACACUGGAUUGCUACGUUACUGGAUAAUAAAAGCUUUCGAUGUGGAUGUGAGGAGUUUUUCCAACGCUUCUUGCAAGAUUCACACGUUCUUAGUCUACUUAUCCCUUGAUUUCACCGUCUGGGUUCUGGUCACUGUGACCAUUUAUAGAUUUUUAUCGGUUUCUGUUCCAUUUAAAGCAAAGAUCUUGUGCACAUUGAAAAGAUCAGGCUUGGUAAUAGCCGUGAUUAUUUUUCUCUUUGUCGUGAAGAACAUUCAUUUCUUUUGGAACAUGGAGCUUGCCGGAUCCUUGGAAAUAAGGUGUGGUGGCAAACCAAAUGAUUUUAUGAAAUAUAUUUGGCCAUGGAUUGAUUUUUCAUCAUUUUGUUUUAUUCCGUUUUCAAUUAUGAUAGCGUGCAACGUAAAAAUCAUCUACGAGAUGACCAGUUCCCAAAGAAGACUUGGAUUCUUCCGAACACCAACAUUAGCACCCAGACUCAGUAGCCCAUCGGCUAGAGAUGUACAUUCAGAUCUGAACGUUCAAUCCAUGACGAUGCUAGACACAACACAAACAACUAAAAUGUUGUCACAACAGACACUACAACGGAAAUCAUCUUUAGCAACAAAGCUUGAUAGCCCGUUAAAACGAGAAAGUAAUUCAGAUAUGAACGUUCAAUCCAUGACGAUGCUAGACACAACGCAAACAAGUGAAAUGUUGUCACAACAGACACUACAACGGACACCAUCUUUAGAAACAAAGCUUGAUAGCCUGUUAACACGAGAAAGUAAUUCAGAUCUGACCGUUCAAUCCAUGACAAUGCAAGACGCAAUGCAAACAAGUGAAAUGUUGUCACAACAAACACUACAACGGACACCAUCUUUAGAAACAAAGCUUGAUAGCCCGUUAACACGAGAAAAUAAUUCAGAUCUGACCGUUCAAUCCAUGACAAUGCAAGACGCAACGCAAACAAGUGAAAUGUUGUCACAACAAACACUACAACGGACACCAUCUUUAGAAACAAAGCUUGAUAGCCCGUUAACACGAGAAAAUAAUUCCGAUCUGAAUGUUCAAUCCAUGACGAUGCCAGACACAACGCAAAAAAGUGAAAUGUUGUCACAACAGACACUACAACGGAAAUCAUCUUUAGCAACAAAGCUUGAUAGCCCGUUAACACGAGAAAGUAAUUCAGAUCUGACCGUUCAAUCCAUGACAAUACAAGACGCAAAGCAAUCAAGUGAAAUGCUGUCACAGGAAAUUACGUCACAAAUGACGUCAAAGCAGAAAUCGCGGCAGACGUCAAAGUUCAAAAAUUAUUCACCAGCUCGAAGGAUUUCUACACUAACAGUUAUGCUUCUAACAGUAAACUGUGUUUUUCUCAUAACAACAUCACCAAUCAUGGUGUUUCUGAUUGGACAAGAGUACUGGUACUCAUAUGAAACACCCAAAGAUAUAGCCUGGCAUAAUUUCUGGUGGGCUCUUGUUAAUAUGUUACAGUAUAUUAACAAUUCAAUUCAUUUCUUUCUAUACUGCUUAACAGGCCAGAGGUUUAGAAAAGAGCUGAGGGUUAUGCUGAGAAAUCAUAAAAUAACUAUUAUAAAAGGAACAACUCGGAGAUUACUAGUAAUAAAUAACGUUUUAAAUCAUAUAAGACUUCGAUUCUCACGUGUUUUAUCAAAUUAACUGUGUAUAACCUUACAUCCAGAUUUUUUUUUUAAACUACACUAAUCAUAUUUCUUUUCUUCGUGAAAUAAUCUUCUUUUUGUUUUCUUUUGUUUUCUGUUGUUUUUGUUGUUUUUGUUUUUCUUGUUGUUGUUUUGUUGUUGUUGUUGUCUUUAUUUUAAUUUGGACUUGAGUAAAUUGAAUUGCGUGGUACUACAUUAUAUAUAUACAUUUAUUUAAUCACUUUAACUAAAUACGUUUAUUGAAACAUUUCUUUAUUCAGUUUCUUAUUUUGCAAGCUAAAUUAUUAAAUAUUCUCUAUGCAGUAGUAAACUUAGUAAAUUCAGUAAACGACCGAACAGUUCAAUUAUGGUACAUUUAUUCGUGUUUUAAUGCUUGUAUUUGUACCAUAAAUACUUUAAUGCUUACUGAAGACAAUCGGAUUAAAAUCAGCUCUAAAUAACGCCCCGCUUUUAGAUCUGACCGUGACCAAAUAUGAAGUCAUUUCUGGUGAUCUUUGACGCUGCCAAUCAUCGACGAGCUUUCAUAAUUUUGAAAGAAAGCGAUGUGGUUUCUAAUUUUAAUCCUUGAAAAUUUGUUACUUCUUCUCAUGUCUAUGUCAAACCGGUUUGAUUGCAUGACUAAAAUAGCCUUCUCGGGAAUCCGAUUGAUAAAGAAGGCGAAACAUAUACGAUCGUCAUCAGAUCUACACAACAGAAAUAAGUAGAGCUGAACUUUAGUCAGAUUGUACUGAAGAUGCAUUCCAUUCGUCAAUGUUUAAUGGAAGAUAGAGGACUUAUUACUGCACACCAUUUGUAUAUAUGGGAUGUGUAAUAUAUUGUUUUCAUCAUUUGUUGCUGUUAACAUUUGUUAAUGUUUUAUGCAAAUACAAUUCAUUGUCAUUGUCA